UUUUAUAUUCAUCUACAAAACAAUGUCAGAGAACGUCAACGUUCCAAAGAAUCGUUUACCGAAUCUUGCGGCCCCAACCCCGCAGAACACACCCUUGACGAACCAAGGCAUUGCGCCCCAAGCGGUUUUGUCGCGUCCCGCCGUCCCCACCGUUGAGGAGAACGACGAGGAGGACGAAGACGAGGGAGAUGAUGACGGUCGCCUGGCUACCCUCGUAGGACAGUCCUCUGGCUAUAUCGAAAACCUCCCGUACAAGGUCAGGAGACGCGUCGAAGGCCUCAAAGGAAUCCAGGUGGAGCAUACCGAGCUGCAGGCAAAGUAUCACCAGGAGAUGCUCGAGCUUGAGAAGAAGUACAACUUGCUGAGUGAACCUCUGUACAAGCGUCGACUCGCCGUGAUCCAGGGAGAUCUGGAGCCGACUGAUAAGGAGGUGGAAGCUGGUGUUGAGUCAUCGAAGAAGGAAGAGGACGAAGACGUCUUCGACGAGGAGGAAGCAAAGAAGAAGGAGGAGGGUGAUGACAUCAAGGGCAUCCCUGACUUCUGGCUCACGGCACUGCGCAACCACGUUGGUAUUAGCGAGCUUAUUACCGACCGAGAUGAGGCGGCGGUUCGCCAUUUGACCGAGGUUACCCUUGCUUAUCUAGAUUCUCCGGCUCCUGGAUACAAGCUCUCGUUCCACUUUUCUUCGAAUGAAUUCUUCACCAACUCUGUUCUCGAGAAGACGUAUCAUUACAAGGAAGAAGUGAGCUAUCUGGGCGAUUGGCUAUACGACCACGCCGAAGGAACAACCAUUGACUGGAAGGAAGACAAAGACCUUACGAAGGCGGUCGAAAUCAAAAAGCAGCGAAACAAGAAUACCAACCGCACCCGGCUCAUCCGCAAGGUCAUCCCAACGGACUCGUUCUUCAACUUCUUCGCUCCGCCUGUGCCUCCCACCGAAGAGCAGAUGAAUGACGAUGAUAUUGACCCAGAGGAGCUCGAAGACAUUGAGGAGCGCCUUGAGCUGGAUUACCAGAUUGGGGAGGACAUCAAAGAUCGGAUUAUCCCGCGGGCGAUUGAUUACUUCACUGGGAAAGCCCUGAAGUAUGAUGGUCUUGACGAAGAUGAAGACGAAGAUGGCGAGGACGAGUACGACGAGGAGGAAGGAGAUUUCGAGGACGAGGAUGACGAUGACCUGCCCGCCAACCGUCAAGCACCCAAGGAUGCUAGUCAAAAGCCAGAAGAGUGCCAACAACAGUAGUUCCCACCUUGUCCUUUCCCUCGACUCUUCUAAUACCAUUCUUGUCCGUACUUUCCCAACCUCCAUUUUGCUCCUAACACUCUUUGGCACACGUCCCUCAUUUCAUAAAUGCUAUUCAUAUUC
Messenger RNA from Dacryopinax primogenitus, 1363 nucleotides. Its product is annotated as NAP-domain-containing protein. Gene Ontology annotation, molecular function: chromatin binding; histone binding. Gene Ontology annotation, biological process: nucleosome assembly. The transcript is spliced from 7 exons. Bases 23 to 1240 code for a protein of 405 amino acids. Gene Ontology annotation, cellular component: chromatin; nucleus. The record is from RefSeq and is a predicted model, not a curated record. NCBI's taxonomy places the organism in Eukaryota, Fungi, Basidiomycota, Dacrymycetes, Dacrymycetales, Dacrymycetaceae.